Cheilinus undulatus (humphead wrasse) is the source of this 5733-nucleotide messenger RNA. RefSeq names its product transcription activation suppressor b (gene tasorb). Gene Ontology annotation, cellular component: heterochromatin; nucleoplasm. Gene Ontology annotation, molecular function: chromatin binding. The coding region runs from base 98 to 5578 and encodes 1826 amino acids. The transcript is spliced from 23 exons. Lineage: Eukaryota; Metazoa; Chordata; Actinopteri; Labriformes; Labridae. Gene Ontology annotation, biological process: protein localization to heterochromatin; negative regulation of gene expression, epigenetic. The record is from RefSeq and is a predicted model, not a curated record.
CAAUGGCGGAGGCUGGGUGAGGAGGAGAGAGUGUGUGUGAAGCGGCGCCGUAAUCGUUAGAGCUACAUUGCCCUUAUUGCGUGCACGGUGCCCGAAAAUGGCCCUGAACCCCAGCGCAGUGGGGAAAAGGGACUCAGAAUGUACCAAGACGGACGAUUCCUUGCCGGACGGUGGCGAACCCACGAAGAAUUCAUCCGCCACCUCGGCCACAGCCAACCAAAAUGGCGAUCAGCCUGGAUGUGGAGACAGUGUAAUGCCCGAACAAGAAGCCCCUGAGCGGCGGAGAAGCGUCCAGGCGGACGCCCGGAGCUUUAGCAGUUCUCCCUUGCCAGGCCAGAGACCGAGUGAGGAGCUGCCACGGAGAAAUUUUCAGAUUCCGAGGAAGAUACGAGAACGGAAAGGUUUGUACCAGUUUCUGCCACCUGACAGCCGGGAGUUUGAAGACCUUGUGAAGCUCAUAUCUUCAUUUUACCUCGAUGCAUCGUCUCGAGGGACCUUCUCCUACUGCAAAGCUAGGCUCAUUCACAAUGAGCUUCUGGAGAAAGAGUUCAUUGAGAAACGACGAGAGAUGAAGCAGGAGGGGCGGACAGACCAAGAACUGACAGAGUCUUACUGCUUCCUCUAUCCAGACAAAACCAAGCUCCUGUGGAUCUGUGAGAAGGGCCUGACAGUCGGGCACUCGAGGAUCAUGACUCUUGGAAGUCCAUCAGUCGGUGUUUAUCUCUCCAAAUACUCAGAUUUGUUACAAAUCAAUCCCUUGGAUGUUGGCUGUGUCGGAGACAUAAUUGUUUUUAAAGUUAUGCGGGGCCGAAUAAAGCACAUCCAUGAGAACAUGCCUAAGAACACUAUUGAACCUACACCCAAGUUUGACUGUCACCUGUCCAGAAGUGCCAACAGGGUGACAUCACUGCUGUCUUACAGAGCUUUUGAGCUCACACAGCAAUAUUUCUUUGAGUUUGCAUUUGAAGAGAUCAAGGCACGGCCACGGCAAGUCUGUCCCUAUGCCGUCGUUUCCUUUCAGUACAAAGGCAAAGAAGCUGCAGCGGCCCCAAUGACUGCACACAGGUUCAACACAAUUUCCCAUGAAGGAAGUAGAGGGAAAGGCUGCUACACUGUGUGGAGUGGUCCACUGGUAAACAAGGGCCGGGAGUUAUUUCCCAUCUGUUUACGAUCCUCCUCGCGCCCCUACCUUCCUUUCAAACUGCCUGAGAAACUGGAGGUGAGUCGAGGUAUGCAGCUGGAUCAGGUGAAGCGAAAGAUUCACCCGGUGCUCUUUUCUUGGGACACCUACAGCACAUCACGGGAAGUGAUGAAGUGUGGGAUGUCCUGCAGCCUGUUUGAGGUGGUGGAUGGGAAAGGCAAAGCAACCAGCGGUAGCUUGGCAGCACUGGUCCACAAACUGGAGAGGGACAGGAUGGUGCUGGUUAAGUCCUUGCAUGACAAAGGCUUUCUCUUCCUGCUGUCCUCAGCUCAGAUGAUUGAGUCCAAAGAGCGGUGGGGGCGAGUGGAGAAGAACCUGCAAGCAUUAUUCAUCUUUCAGGAGUCAAGGAUGGUUGUCAAGUACUCAUCCAGACUGAUGGAGCCUGAGCCACUGUCUGUGGAGCCCCAGCCUGCUAUCCUGACCUCCGUGGAGCCCUUCAUCCCUGCUCUGCACUACGCCCUUUACAAAUUACGUCCCAACCCAGGCAAGGACAUGAGCACUGGGGUGGAGCGGCAGGUCACAGACUACCUUACUCGAAUAGAUUCAGGCACGGUGCGGCCGUUCAUGCUUCCGGACUACAAACAUACCGUAGAGGAAAGGACCAAUCCAGUGCCCCGACCCAAAUUUAACAUGGACUCCGUGCUGCGUACGUACGUUCACAACCCUGCCAAUUACAUUUUACCCCUGAACAAGGCGAAGGAUAUCAUCGAAAAAAUCCGGAACCCCACACCUGUACCCACACCUACUCCUGCCCCAGUGGAAUACAGCCCUGUUUCUGACUGGGGUGGCUCAGACAGGGGCUCGGACAGGGCAGAAAAAGUCACAGAAAGGCUCCCCCAAGAGAAGCCACCUUUAGAAAGACCACCUCAGGAGAGGCUAGCACAGGAAAAGCCUCGAAGGUCAGGGCUGGCACACUCAAAUGGGGCCCAGCAGCACAAGACUCACGUCGAUUCUGAGCCUCAGCAGGCUCAGAGGCUGCGACCGUCACAGAGUGAGUACGAUAAAGACAAGAUGAAGCAGCUGCUGAAGCUGAUCCAGCUCCAUAAGAAAGCACUUGUGAAGGAGCCUGGGAAGCAGGGGGGGGACGACAUGGCCUGGGAUGAAAACAGUCUAAAGAGGAAGUUGGAGGGAGAUGAGAGAAUGGGCUUGAACAAACGUCAGCGUGCAGAUGCACUUAGCAACGGGGAGCCGAGUCGAGGAGCCCAAGCAGACGAGAUGGGAGAGGAUGUAGGCCAGAGCGACAAUCUAACAGCAGUGAUGGAAAGCAUGGGCAUCUAUGACACAGACCUGAGGGCCCGAGGCAACGCCAACACCUCUACAGUCAACGAGACCCAGCGCCUUCUCAAGAUACUCCUGGCUACUCUCAACAAAGCCGUGGCUCAGGGUUCGAUUUCUGUGCCAUCCAACCAUGGCGAACAGUCGACAGGUUCAGGGAGGGUGGAUCACGACCCAAAUCCUCAGAAACAAAACGAGCCAGCAUUACUUACAAACUACACAGAGGUGGAUAUGGACUGUAGCCCUGGUAGUCCCCUUAGUCCAGGGUCCCCACCAGAGCAAGCCCACACCUCAAAUGACCCAACAUGGGUUAACCCAACCAAUGAAGAAAAAGCACAGCCUUUUCCUGAGCCAAAGCCGGAGCCUGAGCAAGAGGCCGUGACAGCAGCCAACAGCUUCCCAGAGCAGAAGACGCCUGCAGCCGUGGAAGUUAAAAAGGUGGCUGCUGCACCAACGUUACCUGUCCCAGAAGAAGUUAUCUUCAGGCCCUCUAUCAGCCUGGACACUAUACUUAGCCAGGAAAUGCACAGUCUUACCUCUGAUAUUAAAAACAUCAUGCAGGUGCACCGCAUCUGUUACACGUCAAAGCAACCAUCAAGGUUGCCUUCACGCAACUCCUGGCAGCCCAAUAUCUGCUUCUCAGACUUUGUUGUUCCCUACGUCUCCCCUGUCCCUAUUCAGGGGCAUGUCAAAGCACUGUGCGAUAAGAUGGACAAGUUGAUCCCAUCCCCACCUGCUCCCUCCAAGGUCGCUUCCCCACCUCCCCCAGUGACAACAUCUAAUCUUACAACGCCUCCCCCCACCCCAGUACAGACUCCGAAAGCUAAAGCUGAGCCCUCCCAGUCAAAGAGCACCACCUCCUCUACGAGCGGCAGAGUGCUCCCUGUCAAAGAGGCACUAUCAGUGAAGGUGAAAACAGAAGCCCAGUCCACAGAGUUGGGGGGAGAGGUCUAUUCUCCCUCUCACGUCACAGCAGACUCUCCAGAACAUAACUCCAAAAACUCGGGGGCUGCUUCUGGAAGCGGGUCAGGCCUGCUGGCUGGCAGCCUUAUCGGUCAGCUGAAGCCAGAGGUUUUCAGCAGCCUGGUGGAGAUCUUUAAGGACGUCACAAAGAACACAGUCAAGUUCUACAUCUACUCCGGAGAUGAAGGGGAGGAGAGCACUGUCUGCAAGGAGAUAAAGGAGUACUUGAAAAGCCUCGGCAACAGUGAGUGCAGCCCACAGGCGUUUCUGGAAAACAGCGGCAGUUUGGAUAAGCUCCUAAUCAUCAUUCAGAACGAGGACAUUGCUGCUCAUGUGCACAAGAUCCCAGCUCUGGUGUCUUUGAAGAAGUUGCCUUCAGUGAGCUUUGCUGGAGUGGACACUCUGGACGAUGUCAAGAACCACACUUAUAAUGAGCUGUUUGUGUCCGGAGGCUUCAUAGUGUCUGAUGAGUUCGUCCUCAACCCUGACCUUAUCACACAGGAUCGUUUGCAGGGACUGCUCAAGUUCUUGGAAGAGCAGAGCACCCCUGAACACCCCUGGCAGUGGAAGGUGCAUUGCAAGUCCCAAAAGAAACUUAAAGAACUGGGGAGGUUAAAUGCCAACGCUAUGGGCUUGCUGAACCUUCUCACAAUCUAUCAGAAAAAGCACCUUGUGGAGUUUCUCCCCUAUCACGAAUGUGACACCCAGUCACGCCAGGCGCCAGAUUUGGAGUGCCUGAUCAAGCUCCAAGCACAGCACACCCAGCAGCGGCACCUUAUCUUCCUCACAGAGAGGCCCUUUGAGAUGUUCCUACAAUAUUCCAGGAAUGGAAUAGUUAUUGGGAGCAUUGAUGACGUUAUGAGUGGCUUCCACAGCCUGAUUGGCUCCAUUAAUCAGAAUGAGCUUCCAACGCCGCCCUCUACUGUAGUGAAUGAUGAGUGUGUUGAAGAGGAGGACAUGUCAUUAGACUCUGAUGAUGGUGAGCCCUCCAACACAACAGGACCUUCAGAGCGAAAACAGGAGGUUAAGAAGGGGAACCCUCCACAGCCGCCACCGCCAGAGGCAGAUGAGUUUCGCCCUCCUCUCCCAGAGCAGGCCACUCCAGAGAGAACUCCCACGCUUUCUGACUACAGUGCUCUCAAAACAGCCAUCUCCCAGUUCAAAGCCUCAAACCAGAUGGGCUUCAGCUCCUCAGACAUUGGCAGCUUGUCCCCUGGAGGUUUUCCUGUGAAUCCUCAUCAGAGCUUCCUAUGUCCUUCAGCCUCCUGGUCAUCUUACACAGGUUCAUCUAGCUAUGCUGCCUCCCCUGCUUACCCUGCUUCACCCUGCAGCAGCACCCAGGAACAGGAAUACCGCACCCCCGCCUCCACAGCAGUCCCAACCCCACCCGUCGUGGCAACAGCAGGACCUCUAGCCAACCUGGCCUCUCUCCCCUUGGAGGUGAAACCUCCCCCUCCUCCUCACCUUAUGAUGCUGGGCCACGCAUAUGGCUCAGAUACAGGCGGAGCUGGGACUGCUGGGAGCUCUCCGCUCACCACCUCCCUCCCCUACACAGAACACAGUGACUCACCCCAGCCUGGCUACAUGGCUGCCAGUGCUAGUCGAACCCCCACGCUACAAGAGAGGACACUCAGUGAAGCUGGGGAGGGAGCAUGGAGGGCAGCAGGGACCAGCACUUGUGAGACUGCUAGCACCCAGGGUGUGGUCACAUCUGGCCCACUGGAACCCAGUGGACACUCUACAACAGCGGAAAUCCUCAGCGGUAACACCCCUGGUAGUCAGGGGUGCAGGACUCAGGUGAACUGCACUGACAACCUUGGACCUUCAGUAGGAGUUCCCCCAGUGGCCAGCAGAGGGGGCUCUGCAGUCAGACCUAAGCUGCCUCCACAUUUAGUGGGCUAUGGCAAUAUAGGUGGUUUCCACGGACAGAUGGAUUAUGGACCUAUGCGGGGUGGUAUGGGAUAUCGAGGGAGAGGAGCCCCACACCCAGGACUUUGGCCUCGGCCAGGACGAGGACAUGAUCGGGGGGGUGGGACUGGAGGUGGACCCUGCUCUUGGGGUCACCCAGCAGGCAGGGGUGGGGCUCGGGAUUACUACUCAGACUAUUCAUAUUCUCACACACACUAUGCUCCUGAAUAGACAAUCAACAGGAUCAAAGGGGCAUCAAACGCCAUACAAAAGACAGAGACUAUUCGAGCUGGCUGAAUGUACAUAUUUCCUUGUCAUAAAAACAUUGAUUUAAAUCAAUUAUUAAGGCUUCUGGUUUUCUACAUUAAUAAAAACUGAUACAGGCA